Molecule: messenger RNA, 5179 nt
Organism: Solea solea (common sole)
Lineage: Eukaryota; Metazoa; Chordata; Actinopteri; Pleuronectiformes; Soleidae
Product: NLR family CARD domain-containing protein 3-like
Exons: 10
Coding region: 1881-5081 (1066 amino acids)
Molecular function (GO): protein binding
Source: RefSeq, a predicted model, not a curated record
UAACUGAGCAGUGUGGUUUUUGGCAGCCAACCUAGAUUUAGUCUUAGUUUUAGUAUUUUGGACUAAAACGCUGAUUAGUUUUAGUCAUUUCAUCAUGUGAUAGUUUUAGUCCAAUUUUAGUCGAACUCAAAAAAGUUUUAGUCAGUUUUAGUUUAAAAAAAAAAAAAAAAGAAGUAUAGUCUUUUAACAAAUCCAUUUUGGUCAAUAAGUAUUGGAGAUUACUGUUGGGCAGAAACCUUUAAUCUCCAUAAUUCAACUUUUCAACUGUUUUUUUCAUGAAUUGAUGCCGACUUCAUCAUACAACAGUGUCACACAUAAGUUUGACAUGAAAUUUCCUCCGCCGGUAGUGCGCCACGACCGACUCUACUAAAAAAAAGGGGCGUCAACAAAAUAAUUUCCUCAUCGUCAUCGUUGACGAAAACAACACUGUAACUGAGUGGACGUGAUGUUUUUACUGUGAAGCUCAUGAAUCUCACGUCACUGACUCUUGUUCAGUGACUGAGGUUUUUACACAGAAUGAAUUGACCCUGUAGUGACUUAGCGAGGCUUAAAUGUCUGGUGUAAUACUGCAAACUUGUCUUAUUAUGGGAUGUGAACAUGUCCUGGUUACUCUGAACACGUGAAGAAGGCCCAACCCGUUUGAAGCAGCUCUGCUGACACAGUAUGAAUGCUGACAUCUGCUGGUUGACAUGUGAUAUUACACACUGGAAUCAGCGCUAACUUUUGUUUGUAGUGAGGCUUUAUCAUUAACAUGAACAAACUGGAAUCUCUCAGAUAAGUAUGAUUUAAAACAGCAGAGAGCAGCACCUGUGAUCCCAAGAGUCUGCUCCAAUCUCUGCAGUAGAAUAUUAUGAUCAAUGGUGUCAAAUGCAGCACUAAGAUCUAACAGGACAAGUAAAGAAACUAGACCAUUAUCUGAAGCCAAGAGAAGAUCAUUACUAACUUUAACUAGUGCUGUUUCUGUGCUGUGGUUUAAUCUAAAACCUGACUGAAAAUCUUCAAACGGGCCAUUAAUGCGCAAAUAUUCACAUCAUUGAUUAGCAACUGCCUUUUCUAAGAUUUUAGAAACAAAGGGAAGAUUAGAUAUAGGUCGGUAAUUAGCUAAAAUAUCUGGGUCAAGGGUCGCUUUUUUGAGAAAGGGUUUAAUAACUGCUAUUUUAAACAUUUGGGGCACAUAUCCAGUCAAUAAGGAUAGAUUAAUUUGAGUCAAUAUAGAGCUGUUAAUUAAAGGAAACACAUCUUUAAACAGUUUGGUGGGGAUAGGAUCUAACUGACAGGUUGAUGGUUUAGAUGAUGAAACUAAUGAUGUUAACUCAGGGAGAUCUAUAGGGGAGAAACUGUCUAAUUGUGCACCUGGUGCUUCUAAAGCUCUUGUGCUAAAAGAUGAGUCAGUCCCAAUAUGAGGGAGGAGAUGAUCCAUUUUUUCUCUAAUUGAUGUUAUUUUAGUCACAAAAAAGUUCAUAAAGUCAUCACUGCUCAGUGUUAAAGGAAUAGAUGGUUCAGUGGAGCUGUGGCUCUGUGUCAGCCUGGCUACACUGCUGAAAAUAAAUCUAUGAUUAUUCUUAUUUUCUUCAAUUAAAGAAGAAUAAUAGGCCACUCUAGCUUUGUGUAGGGCUUUUUUGUAAGAUACAAAACCAUCUUUCCAGGCUAUAUAAUAUUCCUCUAGGUUAUUGGAACGCCAUUUUCUUUCUAAUCUACGUAACGUCUGUUUAAGAGCACGACUUUGGAGUUAAACCAUGGUGCUCGUCUCAUCUGAUUCACCACUUUCUUUUUCAGAGGGGCAACACAAUCUAAUGUAGUACGCAGUGAGGCUGCUGUACUAUCAACAAGGUUAUCUAUGAGGGCGGGAGUAAAAUCACAAAAGCAGGUGGCGCUCUGCUAUGAAUCAGAUCAAGGACAGUGAAGAGGAAGCUCCGCCCUCUAAAACCACUCUGUGUGAGGAACAUGAGGGUCAGAGGAGGAUCCAUCAACAGGGACCAGACUCUGCCAGACCUGGACCUGGACCCAGCUGUGUGUCCAUGAAGAGUGACCAGUCUAUAGAUCGUUAUAUUAACUUCAAGGAAGGACAAAAACAUGGUGAACUGAUAGUUGAUCAGCAGAGGACAGAGGUUCUCAGUGGUCAGUCUGUCCAGCAGCAUGGAGCAGACCUGGACUCCAUAUUUAAGCUGCUGGAGGAGAACAUCAUCUGCUUUGUGAAGAACGAGCUGAAGAAGAUCCACAAGGUUCUGGAUACAGAUCACACAGAAGUCUCAGAGAGUCAGAGGGAGGAUGAGGAGCAGAGGAGCAGCAGAGAGGCCUUUCUGAAGAUCACAGAGGACUUCUUAAGGAGGAUGAAGCAGGAGAAGCUAGCUGACAAAAUCAGAGCUCCAGCUUGUCGACGUGAACUCAAAUCAAACCUGAAGAAGAAGUUCCAGUGUUUGUUUGAGGGCGUGGCUAAAGCAGGAAACCCCACCCUUCUGAAUGAAAUCUUCACAGAGCUCUACAUCACAGAGGGAGGGACUGGAGAGGUCAAUGAAGAACAUGAGGUCAGACAGAUUGAAAGAGCUUCCUGGAAACCAGACAGACCAGAAACAUCCAUCAGACAAGAAGACAUCUUUAAAGCCUCGGCUGGAAGAGGCGGACCAAUCAGAAGAGUGAUGACAAAGGGCGUGGCUGGCAUUGGGAAAACAGUGUUAACACAGAAGUUCACUCUGGACUGGGCUGAAGACAAAAGCAACCAGGACGUACAGCUCAUGUUUCCCUUCACCUUCAGAGAGCUGAAUGUGCUGAAAGAGAAGAAGUUCAGUUUGGUGGAACUCAUCCAUCACUUCUUCACUGAAACCAAAGAAGCAGGAAUCUGCAGGUUUGAAGACUUUAAGGUGGUCUUCAUCUUUGAUGGUCUGGACGAGUGUCGACUUCCUCUGGACUUCCACAACACUGAUAUCCUGACUGACGUCACAGCGUCCACCUCAGUGGACGUGCUGCUGACAAACCUCAUCAGGGGGAAACUGCUUCCCUCUGCUCGCCUCUGGAUAACCACACGACCUGCAGCAGCCAAUCAGAUCCCUCCUGACUGUGUGGACAUGGUGACAGAGGUCAGAGGGUUCACGGACCCACAGAAGGAGGACUACUUCAGGAAGAGGUUCAGAGAUGAGGAGCAGGCCAGGAGGAUCAUCUCCCACAUCCAGACAUCACAGAGCCUCCACAUCAUGUGCCACAUCCCAGUCUUCUGCUGGAUCACUGCAACAGUUCUGGAGAACAUGUUCAAAACCAGAGAUGGAGGAGAACUGCCCAAGACCCUGACUGAGAUGUACAUCCACUUCCUGGUGGUUCAGUCCAAAGUGAAGAAGGUCAAAUAUGAUGGAGGAGCUGAGACAGAUCCACACUGGAGUCCAGAGAACAGGAAGAUGAUUGAGUCUCUGGGGAAACUGGCUUUUGAGCAGCUGCAGAAAGGAAACCUGAUCUUCUAUGAAUCAGACCUGUCAGAGUGUGGCAUCGAUAUCACAGCAGCUUCAGUUUACUCAGGAGUCUUCACUCAGAUCUUUAAAGAGGAGAGAGGCAUGUACCAGGACAAGGUUUUCUGCUUUGUCCAUCUGAGUGUUCAGGAGUUUCUGGCUGCUCUUCAUGUUCAUCUGACCUUCAUCACCUCUGGAACAAAUCUGUUGUCAGAAGAACCAACAACGAGCCAGCGGUCCAUACAAACAAACAAACCUGAACUGAAUCAUCUGCACCAGAGUGCUGUGGACGAGGCCUUACUGAGUCCAAAUGGACACCUGGACUUGUCCCUCCGCUUCCUCCUGGGUCUUUCACUGGAGACCAAUCAGGAGCUCUUAAGAGGUCUACUGACACAAACAGGAAGUGGUUCACAGACCAAUCAGGAAACAUUUGAGUACAUCAAGAAGAAGAUCAGUGAGAAUCUGUCAGCAGAGAGAAGCAUCAACCUGUUCCACUGUCUGAAUGAACUGAACCAUCGUUCUCUUGUGGGUGAGAUCCAAUGGUUCCUGAGAUCAGGACGCCUGUCUACAGAGACACUGUCUCCUGCUCAGUGGUCAGCUCUGGUCUUCAUCUUACUGUCAUCAGGAAAAGAUCUGGAAGAGUUUGACCUGAAGAAAUACUCUGCUUCAGAGGAGGCUCUUCUGAAGCUGCUGCCGGUGGUCAAAGCCUCCAACAAAGCUCUACUGAGUGGCUGUAAACUCUCAGAGAGAAGCUGUGAAGCUCUGUCCUCAGUCCUCAGCUCUGUGUCCUCUCAUCUGAGACACGUGGACCUGAGUAACAAUGACUUGCAGGAUCAAGGAGUGAAGCUGCUGUGUGAUGGACUGAAAAGUCCUCACUGUUCUCUGGAGACUCUCAGUCUGUCAGGUUGUCUGGUCUCAGAGGAAGGAUGUUCUUCUCUGACCUCAGCUCUGAACUCCAACCCCUCCCAUCUGAGAGAACUGGACCUGAGCUACAAUCAUCCAGGAGACUCAGGAGAGAAGCUGCUGUCUGCUGGACUGAAGAGUCCUAACUGGAGACUGGACACUCUCAGGAUGGACCAUGCUGGAGAGCAGAGGUUAAAACCUGGUGUCAGGAAGUAUUCAUGUGAACUGGAACUGGACACAAACACAAUGCACAGAAAACUCAAACUGUCUGACGACAACAGGAAAGUGACCUGUGUGACAAAAGAUCAGUCGUAUACUGAUCAUCCAGACAGAUUUGAGUCCUGGUUUCAGCUGCUGUGUAGACCUGGUCUGACUGGUCGCUGUUACUGGGAGGUCGAGUGGAGAGGAAGAGUUAAUAUAUCACUGAGUUACAGAGGAAUCAAGAGGAAAGGCAGCAGUUUUGACUGUUUGUUUGGACAUAAUGAUCAGUCCUGGAGUCUGAGGUGCUCUGAUGAUGUUCAUGGUAACUUUGUCCGUCACUAUGGGACACAAACACCCAUCAUGUCCUCUGUCUCUCACAGAGUAUCAGUGUAUGUGGACUGUCCUGCUGGGACUCUGUCCUUCUACAGCGUCUCCUCUGACUCACUGAUCCACCUCCACACCUUCAGGACCACAUUCACUGAACCGGUUUAUCCUGGGUUCCUGGUCUGGCAUGGUUCCUCAGUGUCUCUGUGUCCUCUGUAGGACAUGAAGAGACAGCAGCUUCAGUGGUGGACGAGGUCAAAGCUCGUCUCAGUCAUUCUUUGUUGAAACCAUCAAUAAAUAAAGACUUAAAAAAUCAA